CCCGUCAGCUGAUCCCAAAGUCACAGGAUUCCGUGCUCAGUCAUCCCCUGCCCUGGAUAACAGAGGGUGUGGGCCGGCAGUGGCGCACGGAUCGGUUUGCAGCAGCCGUCACGCCGGGAGCUAGCUCCGCAGCAGCCAUGGGGCUCCGCGCCGUUGUCCUGCUCCUGGCCCUUGUGGUCCCAUGCUCGGCGCUGAUCAGAAUCCCGCUGACUAAGUUCCCCUCCGUGCGCCGCAUCCUAAAUGAAGCCGGAAGCGAAAUCCCUGAUCUGAAUGCCAUGGGCGAAUUCCUGAAAUACAAGCUGGGCGUGCCUGGCGUAGAGGAGCCCACCCCAGAGACCCUAAAGAACUACAUGGAUGCUCAGUACUACGGAGAGAUUAGUAUUGGGACGCCACCGCAAAAGUUCACCGUGGUCUUUGACACUGGAUCGUCAAACCUCUGGGUGCCCUCUGUCCAUUGCAACCUCCUGGACAUCGCCUGCUUGAUCCAUCACAAAUACGACUCCUCCAAAUCCAGUACGUACCAGAAGAACGGCACAGCUUUCGCCAUCCAUUAUGGAACCGGGAGCCUGUCUGGAUUCCUCAGCGUGGAUGCUGUGGGGAUUGGUGACUUAGUUGUCAAGGACCAGAUCUUUGGUGAAGCAACCAAGCAACCUGGCAUAACCUUCAUCGCUGCCAAGUUCGACGGCAUUAUGGGCAUGGCCUUCCCGAAGAUCUCUGUGGACAAAGUCACACCCUUCUUCGAUAACGUCAUUCAGCAGAAGCUGGUGGACAAGAACAUCUUUUCCUUCUACCUCAACAGGGACCCAUCAGCUCAGCCUGGAGGGGAGCUGCUGCUGGGAGGGACUGACCCCAAGUAUUAUACUGGAAACUUCAAUUGGGUGAAUGUCUCACGCAAGGCAUACUGGCAGAUCCACAUGGAUGAACUGGAUGUUGCCAACGGCCUGACCCUGUGCAAAGGGGGCUGUGAAGCUAUUGUGGACACAGGAACCUCGCUCAUUACAGGGCCAACGAAGGAGGUGAAGGCGCUGCAGGCUGCCAUCGGGGCUAAGCCACUCAUCAAAGGACAGUACGUGAUCCCCUGCGAUAAAGUGUCGUCCCUUCCCGUCGUCACUCUCAUGCUAGGAGGAAAGCCUUAUGAGCUCACCGGAGAACAGUACGUCUUCAAGGUUUCUGUACAGGGAGAGACCAUCUGCCUGAGUGGAUUUUCAGCCCUGGACAUCCCACCUCCCGGGGGCCCGCUGUGGAUCCUGGGAGACGUGUUCAUUGGCCCCUACUACACCGUGUUUGACCGUGAUAAUGACUCUGUUGGCUUUGCCAAGUGUGUCUGAGUGCCUGCCCCACCAUCCCUGCCACACACACGCACUGUAGAGAGUGAGUCCCAGGAUUAGGAAGCAAAUGAGGAAAUAAAAGAAAUGGAAAUAGAUUUAAAAUUAAAAAGGAAACAAUAUUAGUGCCCUCUUAAUGACCCUUUGCCGUCUCUUGAAUAAGUGAUAAUCAGAGAGCUCUAGCGCAUCACUCAAUCUAGAGCAGCCCCACCUUGUUAGAUCUUCCAGCUCCAUUUUAAAUAUUAGGUAAUGAAGCUGCGAUUCCACUCCUCCUGCAGAGAACCCACAUUGGUAAUGGUCAUUAGAUUCACUGUUCUACUGGGAGGGGAAGAGGGGGUUAUAUAUGUACAUGCAGAAAACUUUCUCCUUAUUCCUCUUCUCUAACCAAUGACAGGGUGAGGGAGCUGACUUUGUCUUGUGGCUGCUCUGAGUCACAUGGGGAAGAAAAGCAAUAGUCUGGUGGCUCUUAAUAAGCUUGUGUUUUAAUGUGCUUCCUUGUGAGACUAAUUUCUCGUGUGAAGCUGAGGAGGGUGAUCGAGAGAUGGCUGCAUGAGCCAUCCCUUAAAAUACACAAGGGAAGGCUUAGGAUCAAAACACAUUAACCGAGUUUCUUGUGUCGUGGCAGCACAACGGGAGCACUUACCGUGGUGUGACCAUCUCUGUUGACGUGUUUCACUGGGCAGGGAUGACAAUAGGGGCUCCAGCCAGUAGAACCCUCAGGGAGAAGAAACGGGAAGGGGACCAUGGUAGGAUUUGAUGAUGGUCUUUGAGUCUGCAAUGGCCCAUCUUUACACUUAAGGCUGAGCAAACCAGUUCAGAUAAAAUAAGAGAUGACCCAAACUUCUUAGGUUUGAAAUAGUUUGGUUGGUUGGGGUUUUUUCUUAAAGUCCUACAGUUUGGGAAAAUUUGUCAAGAGCUAUUGAGCUGGGAGGGUUUUGUUUUUUUUAAAGCAUUUAAGUUACCUAGAAGCCCUAGGUCCCACUGACAGUAAAUGGGGUUUAGGUGCUUUCAAGUCACUUAGCUGCUUUUGAAGACUUUACUCAUGGUAUUUUUGAUCUGAUCAAACCAGAGACUAUUAGCAGUCAGAUGGGAGACUUGCAAGACUUCCAGAUCAAAGAGGUUUGGGGAAGCAUCUCAAGUUCCAGGUGCUUCUUUUUACCAAACCUCUGAGCCUUUGGAAGCCAAUUCAUCUCUACUCUACACUCCCUAUUCCAAACCCUAGCUUACUUUUCUUAUUCAAAACCAGGUAAACGUACACCCUGCUGUACAAAUAUAAAGUGAGGCACAUUGCCCGCUCUGGAGAGCUUACAGUUAAUGGUCAUGCGCACAGACCCACACUUUCCCAGUCAAGAGCCAGCAACUACGUAUACAAAACUGUUCACCCUGUCAGGCCCUUAGCCAAGACAAACAUGGGGCAGCAGUCCAGGGGAGGGACUGCAAGUAGUGAUUGGUAGACAGAGGGAGAUCAAGUGGGUUUUUAAGUACGGUUUUGAGGAAGUGGGAGAGAGUGAGCUUGGUAGAGUUAUCAA
Mauremys mutica (yellowpond turtle) is the source of this 2854-nucleotide messenger RNA. RefSeq names its product cathepsin D (gene CTSD). Gene Ontology annotation, molecular function: aspartic-type endopeptidase activity. Lineage: Eukaryota; Metazoa; Chordata; Testudines; Geoemydidae. Gene Ontology annotation, biological process: proteolysis. The record is from RefSeq and is a predicted model, not a curated record. Gene Ontology annotation, cellular component: lysosome. The coding region runs from base 138 to 1328 and encodes 396 amino acids. The transcript is spliced from 9 exons.